AUGCCUCCCGGCUCGAACGGGGGCAUGAAUGACACUGGUAACUACUUCAUUUUCUGUGGCAUCUCCUACAGCGGCGAAGACAUCGAGACUCUCUCCAGCAUAGCGAGCGCCGAAGCUUGCAUCGACCGCUGUUCCGCUGACAACGGUUGCGUUGCUGUCGCAUACGAUCCUUCGCGGGCCAGCUGCCUCAAGAAACGUUCCGUUACCCGGAACAGCGACACGCCCGCGCCAGGCUUACUCUUCAUCUUCAGCUUGCCAUACUUCACUGAAAUGGAGCACGAGGGGCCGCCAACGACCAUGCCCACUCCAUCGCCGAGCUCCAUGCCUCCCACCCUUGAUACUAGCGCUCAGCCAACCGAUCCUUCCUCAUUGCCACCACCUAUCUACGGGAGCCCGACAUCGUCGACCGCAGCUCCGACUGGGAACUUCUCGAUAAUCCUGCCACCUCUCCCUGAUGAACCUACGCUGCCUUGGCCUACUGGACCAGUCUCGUCUCCGUCACUCACAAGCCAAACUUCUUCUCCCUCUGUGUAUUUACGCACAACAAUCACGGGCGGACUACCCGCUACCACAGUGGUUGGAGGCUCGACCCGUACCUACAGCACUGCAGGCGUUCUCACAACAUCGAUUUCUGGAGGUUACACAACAACAUACACAACCGGUGGCGUGACACAAGUCCUCACGGAGUACUCAGCACCUACAGCGACCGCCAGCUCCGUAGCUGACGUGGUGAUCGGCCCCUGUCCGGCGUACAAUGGGAGACAAUAUACUGAUCCGGUCACCGGUCUCACCUCGCUGGUCAGCUGUGCUACCACCUACCAAGGCACUGAAAUCACGACCUUCUAUCGAUCACGACUAGCCAGGCUCGCCAAGCGCGCCACGGUAGAAGAGUGUGCUGCUCGCUGCACGAUCGAGUCCAAUUGUGUGGCGUACACUUCAUACGCCAGUGGACAAUGCACGCUAUUUAGCGAGGUGACCGGCCAGGUGGCUUCAUCCGAGGCAGCGUACUCUGCUGCUCACAUUCAACCUAGGGUCGUCGAUCCAGGAAUCACCAGCAAUCCAGCAGCAUCAACAUCUUUCGAGCCUCUGUUGCCUCAGUUAACUGUCACAGCAACCGAUAUCAGCACACUGCCCGGUUCAACUCGGGAGGUCACUAUCACACAGGAUGCAAGCAGCUCCACUUUCACAACUACUUUGGUCUCAGUCCUUCCCGGAAGCACGAUCGUGUCCACAGAUGUAAUCACAACAACCUUGGCCGGCUCUACAGUGAUCUCGACUACUGAUAUCACCACCACCUUACCCGCCUCAACAUCAAUCAGUACACAAGUUGUGGCUACAACAGCUCCGGCCUCGUUGAUUGUCAGCACAUAUGUCAGCGUGCCGCCUGCGAUCACUGUGGUCAGUACAAUGUCCGCCAUCAUGACCACUUAUGUGGAAACAAUUACAACACAGCUGCCUGGAAGCUUGAUCGUUAGCACAGAGCCUGCUACCACUGUGGUAUCGACGGUGAUCAGUACCAUUCCAGAAAGUACGCUCACGACAACAUACUCAACCACUGUUGCGGGUUCCACUAUCUUGAUAACGACCUCGCUACCCGGAGAAACGACCACUGCCGUGUUUACAACCCGCGAAGUCUCUACGGAAGUUGUGAUUAGCGUCAUAACUCAAGAGGCGACAACAACCGUUACAUACACUCCGGAAGCAAGCAUCUCCCUCAUCGAGACCACACUAGUCUCAACUUUUACCACCAUAAUUUUCGAAACGGAGACCGCAACUGAGACCGCAACGGAUACUGCAACGGAGACCGCAACAGACACUGCAACCGAUACAGCAACGGCGACCGCAACGCAGACCGCAACCGAUACCGCGACACAGACCAUAGUUGCCACGGUGACUCCUUCAGCAUAUGGUCUUGACGCUGUACCAACUUGCGUUAGCACUGGCCGAGAAUACACCGCAUACGACGGUAGCAAAUUUGUGAUGCUAUGCGGGCUUGUCACUGUUGGAAGCGUGCUAGACACUGUCAGAACCACUAGCUUCUCUGCUUGCGUGGAGAUCUGCAACCAGUACGGCACAUCAUGUGCAGCGGGUGGUUGGGAUUCGACAAACAGUCUGUGCCGAUUGUACAGCUUCAUUUACCUGGACUUUGCUCAUGCCGUAUCUGGGCUGGAUGAGGUAUUCACAGACAGCGCCGUGCGCCUUUCCGGACCUCAAGGAUCGGCCUCAAGAUCGCAAGUUGUGAUAAAUGGCGGCUUCGAUGACGAACUCUCCAGAUGGACUAUUGAUGCCCCGGGUCGGGGAUCCGCUGAAGUCGUAGAUGGUCAAGCACAGAUCAAGGUGGACAACUACCGCGAUGCUGGUCCUGUCGUCUUCUCACAGGCCGUAUCUGCAGCGGAAGGAUCUGCUUUCCUCCUAGAACUUCGGGUCGGCGCCAGUGGCUUUUCCCCUUCUAGUUUGACUGGCCUUCAAGGCGUGGAGAUCUCCAUCACGACCGCGGACGGCUCCUUUCUGGGGUACCAUGAGCUCCAACUAGGCGAAGAGACGGCUUUGCACUACGCCGCGGGAACCUUUCCUCGCGAGGUCACGGAACUUCGACUGCGAGCCUCUUGCUUCAAUUGUGGGCCGGAGGUAAGCAUUCUCCUGGACGACAUUGCGCUCUACGUAUACACCCCAGGCAGAGGGGGCUUCGGAGUGACGGCAACUCUUAUCCCCGCUGCUUCGACUAUAACAGAAAGCCUUGUCAUCGUCGAGACUGAAUCUAUUCCCGUGCCAACGGUCAUAUACUCGGAUGUCACCACCGUGGUGACAGCGACUCCUACGCCCUCCAACUAUGGAUUCAAUGGCUACAACACUGUGUCUUCAUGCUCACCAGAAGUGAAUGGUCAGACCUAUGUCGCAGCAGACGAGAGCAGAUUCGUUAUGCUAUGCGGCCAUUACAUCGAGGGAGAAAGCUUGAGCUCGACGCCGGCGUCAAGCUAUUCUAAUUGUGUUGAGCGCUGUAACGCCGAGCUCGGCUGCGCAGGCGUAGCUUGGGACUCUGUAGCUCGGAUGUGCCAGCUCUAUCAGACUCUCGUGGAUGCAUACGCUCCCGGCCGUGGGCCACGAAAAAAUCUCCAGCCAUCGACCCUCACGGACGCUGCCGUUCGACUGACCGGACCAGGAGGUCCUAGCUUGAGAGAACCUCUAAUCAGCAAUGGCGGAUUCGAUAAUGGCCUGGAGAGCUGGUCGUUCUCCCCCCAGCUUGGUGCUUCAGUGACUGUGGUAGAGGGUGUAGCGACUUUGACAUAUUCCGCCGAUGUGAACACCAUCACCAUGGUCCAGCAGAUCCAAGGUAGCGUCGGCGACGGGUUCGUCCUGUCGCUGAGCCUUGGUGCCAGGGGAGACUUUUCGAACACGGUUGGAUUACUUCCCAUUGCUAAAAUCUGGGCAUACCUUGACGAUCGGCUUGUGGGAAUCUUCAACACCAUCCAAGGCGACUCGGCAACGCUUGUAUACGCAGGCGGAAGAUUACAAACCUCUGCAAGGCUACUCACCGUAGUUGCUCAGAUAGCAACAGGCAGCGGUCUUAGUGCUAUCCUGGACGACGUUGCGCUCUAUACCUGGAAGACAGACAACUCUCAAAACACCCUAUGUACCAACGAUGGCCAGCAAUACACCUCGACGAUAGACGGUAGCCAGUUCAUCAUGCUGUGCAACACUGGUCUUCGCAGUGGUAAUGUAUACCGAACAGUGCCUGCUGCCAGCUACUCACAAUGUGUGGAACUUUGCGCUCAACAGGGCACAAUCUGUGCCGGAGCGCAAUGGCGCAUUGAUACGCAAAUUUGCACCUUGUACGACCGCAGUGGAUUGCAGGAGACUGGUUCCCCGGACGUCGACUACCUGAACAGCGCGAUCCGGCUCACAGGUCCCCCGAGCUUGGGCGUUCCGUACACCAACAAGCUCAAAAAUGGUGACUUCGAAGGUCGUGUAUACACACCUGAGUGGAGUCUCGAAAGCAACGGCGUCGGACAACUGGAUGUGUCAGCAAAUUCUCGAGCACUAGUAUUCUCCACUGGAGUCGGGUCAGGCUCCCGGACCAUCAAUCAAGACAUAACGGGGGGCACUGUCGGCGAUGUGUAUCUUCUGACCUUCAAAGUCUCGAUCCCAGUAGACAUAAGCUACGGCAGUAUUGAGCUAACAGCUUUCCUGGACUCGCAGCCAAUCGGCGACAUCAACUAUGUCAACAGCGACAUCACUGGCUCGCUCCGUACAACGACCGUCUACGCAAGUGGCACACUCAUGCGAACUCCUAGCUUGUUCAGGCUCUCAGUCGAGUUUACGACCGCCGAAGAGGCGUGGAUAAGUCUAGAUGACAUUGAGUACUUCACGUACGCACGACAGGACGCGAGAGCCCAGACGACCAUCGUGUAUGGCACCGCCUACGACUUUGACAGCUAUGCGAUGGCUACCUACGAGGUGCCACAGGUCAUCGCCGGUCAAAGUUUCGGCAUAGAGCUGCGAGGCUUGUUCCUUACCAUUCCAGACGACAGGACGUCGUGCACGGUGACAGUAUACAGUGACAAGACAGGCGUCAGCGCCCGCACCAUACUGUUCACUGGCAGAUGGAACGUCCAUACCGUUCCGACCACUCCGCAACGAUUCGAUAAUUACGGUCUCAUUUCUGGCACCACUACUGCCUUUGAUAUUGAGUUCAUGUGUGAUGGCACCACUGGAAGCACGCUCAGCAUAGCCAGCAUCAACUUCUACGUCAAUACGCCUCUUCAAAACUCGAGGCCGUCGCCAGUUGUGCAAGAUGCGUCAACCACAGUGCCUUCAUCCGUCCCAGCAGGCUCAGAGUACCGUCUCACAGCGACAGUCAUCCCAAUAAAUCUACCAGCAGAUGGUUAUUGCAACAUGUACCUUGCUUACGAUGUCACAAAUCCAAAAGGCACGGUACAGACAAGCAUGGGAUCUGACGGCUACCUUUUCCAGCUGGAAGGCACCGCGACGAGCGCUCUUUCAAUCUUGACCGCAACCUAUGCUUGCUAUGGAUCUAUCUCUUAUAUUCCGACCACUUUGCAGUUUACGGCAACGGCUGAGUUUUCGCUAUCACCAGAGGCAGGAAGCUGCGAAGCUUAUAUAGGUCCGACGGCUACCUACAAUGGUGUAUCGUUCGACAUCAGAUGCGGCAGAUGUUUUGGGUCCCUCAGCGCAGUCGAGUCUCUCCGGCCGACCACCUUCGAGGCUUGUCUGCAGAGAUGCGCCACAACUACUGGCUGUGUUGGUAUUCAGUUAUACGACUAUGAGGGACUAAACGAAAAUGAACCUUACUGUUACGUGAUCAGUCAAACUUACACUUACGGCCAAGACGGAACCUACUCGAACGAAUACUGCCACAGUGCAGUCAUCAUCUAG
This is a messenger RNA of Fulvia fulva, 5394 nucleotides long. RefSeq lists its product as uncharacterized. The transcript has 6 exons. NCBI's taxonomy places the organism in Eukaryota, Fungi, Ascomycota, Dothideomycetes, Mycosphaerellales, Mycosphaerellaceae. Bases 1 to 5394 code for a protein of 1797 amino acids. The record is from RefSeq and is a predicted model, not a curated record.